Messenger RNA from Letharia columbiana, 1365 nucleotides. RefSeq lists its product as uncharacterized. The coding region runs from base 1 to 1365 and encodes 454 amino acids. Lineage: Eukaryota; Fungi; Ascomycota; Lecanoromycetes; Lecanorales; Parmeliaceae. Gene Ontology annotation, molecular function: LPPG:FO 2-phospho-L-lactate transferase activity. The record is from RefSeq and is a predicted model, not a curated record. The transcript has 3 exons.
AUGGCUGCCAACUCAAGAAAAGUCGUCGUGUUCAGUGGUGGUUCGGCGGCGAAUAGCUUGGUGGAUGUCUUCAACGAAGUCAUAGAGAAAAACAACUGUGCCUUGACUUAUGUUAUACCGAUCAGUGACAACGGUGGUUCCUCCAGCGAGCUCAUUCGAGUGUUUGGAGGGCCGGGCAUUGGGGAUGUCAGAAGCCGUCUUGUACGCCUGAUUCCUCAAACUCACGUUCAUAUUCUCAACCUCUUCAAUCAUCGUCUACCCCCUUCUUCCGACUUGGCCGCAUCUGAAUUCCUGACGCUUCUGACCGGCACAUCACACCUCUACCAUUCGGUACCGACACCGCAAGCAAUGCUUAUCCGUUCCAUCCUCUCGCAUCUUCACCUCGAGAUCCUCAAGCGCAACCGGCCCCCUACCUCGACUUUCAACUUCCAAUCUGCGUCAAUAGGAAACCUGUUCCUCACCGGUGCUCGUCUAUUCUCCGGCUCCUUCGAGUCCGCAAUUUACCUUCUUGCAAUCAUGGGUGGCGUCGACGAAUCGAAAACCGCUGUGCUGCCUGCUAUCAUCAGCAACUUCUCGCAUCACAUAUCCGCUGGGCUCGCAGACGGAAGCGUGAUAACCGGCCAGAACGCUAUCAGCCAUCCCAGCGAGCCGACUGCGCUCAAUAGUAAUAUCGACCAUGCCAAUCCUCUCGCAGAUCUCAACGACGCCACGAUCGAAGACGCAAACCUCCCAGGCUCCUUGCCAACGCUUCGCCAACCCAACAUCCAUUUCUCCAAGGGUUCCGAGGAGCCUCUUCCCGCCCGAAUUCAGCGGCUAUGGUACAUCAAUCCUUACGGCCAGGAGAUGCGGCCUUCGCCCAACCCCAAAGUGCUUGAGGCCAUCAAUGUUGCAGAAGGCUUGAUCUACAGCAUCGGCAGUCUCUACACUUCCAUCGUCCCAUCGCUCAUAUUGCAGGGUGUGGGCGCGGCGAUUGCUCGUUCCGGCGGUCCGCGCUUCAAGAUCCUGAUUCUGAACGGUAGCCUCGACCGCGAGACGGGUGGCUUCUCUGCCUCGGACUUCAUUGCUGCAAUCGCUAGAGCUGGCGAAGAGAGUCGUGGGAUCACCUUCAAUCAGGGUGAGGAUGUGGAAAAGGAAAUCUGGGCGAGGUAUGUGACGCAUUUGAUCCAUCUUGAAGGCGAAGGCGUGCCUCGAGUCGACAAGGAGGAGUUGGGAAAGUGGGGUGUGGAAUGUGUAAGGCUGUACGGCAGGAAGGCGGAGGAUGGAACUGCGAGGUAUGAUGGAAGAGCGCUGGGGCAGGCGCUGGGGGCAAUAUUGGGAAGGAGGGAGAAAGGGGAGAAGAGCAGGAGGAAUACACUCGAAGGGUGA